Messenger RNA from Ectocarpus sp. CCAP 1310/34, 570 nucleotides. The record is from the annotation of a GenBank genome assembly. NCBI's taxonomy places the organism in Eukaryota, Phaeophyceae, Ectocarpales, Ectocarpaceae.
UCCCUCGCCCGUUCGUAGAUUUGACGGGCAUCNCUUGGAUUUGGCGAGGAGGUUCUGGCACUCUGACGAUAUUUCUCGUGCGUCGGGANCAGAGGGUCUCGGUGUGAGAAACCCCACGUUCCGUGCAGCGCGUACCCGGAUGCACAGGACUGACCACACCNGGAGUUCCAAGCUGUACCAGUUCAUGGGAGCGGAGGUCCAGGAGGAGAGCUCGGGCGGAGCUUUGGAGAAGGGGAGAUGCCUCUGGGCUCCUCGCAAGGAAAGGAGCGACAAGAUGGACGAACGUGUCUUGGAUUUGGCGAGGAGGUUCUGGCACUCUGACGAUAUUUCUCGUGCGUCGGGAGACUCCGGCGUCGUGCUACUGCUCGAAGUGUAGUGUUGGAGCUUGCGACGACUGCGUCCCGGCCAAAUAGUACGCGGGGAUGGUGGGUAUGGUGAAAGAUGUGGCGGGCAAGCACAAGGUUACUCGGGCGUCUUGUGGUGUAGGGAAUUGAGGGGUGUCCGUGGUGCACGUCAUGUGCUCGUGUUUGGCGCCUUGUUCUCUUCCAUGUUUUUUUGUUUUUUUGGGUA